Diaporthe amygdali is the source of this 1023-nucleotide messenger RNA. RefSeq names its product udp-glucose 4-epimerase. The transcript has a single exon. Bases 1 to 1023 code for a protein of 340 amino acids. Lineage: Eukaryota; Fungi; Ascomycota; Sordariomycetes; Diaporthales; Diaporthaceae. The record is from RefSeq and is a predicted model, not a curated record.
AUGUCGGCCUCACGAGCACCCCUCUUCGACAAGACCCGCGCCCUGGGCGAGACCGCUCGCCCGCGCCGGCCCCGCGUGAUCGUCACAGGCGGCUCGGGGAAGCUCGGCCGCGCCGUGGUCGGCCUACUCUCAGAGUCGUGGGAGGUCAUCUCCGUGGACAUCAGGCGGCCACCGAUGGCGUCCGAGGACGGCAAGUCCGGGCUGGGCGGGGCGUACCGGCUGGUGGAGGUAGACCUGGAGGACAUGGGCGCGGUCAUGGAGACGUUCAUCUCGACAGACAUGGCAUACGGCAGCGUAGGCGGGCCCGCCAUCGACGCGGUCGUGCACCUCGCCGCGCUGCCGAGCCCCGGGCAGACCAACUCGAGCCGGCAGUUCCGCACCAACACGAUGAGCACGUACAACGUGCUCGAGGCGGCGCGGAAGCUCGGCGUGCGCAACGUCGUCCUCGCGUCCAGCGAGACGCUCAUCGGCAUCCCGCUCGCCGAGGACGGGUGCGGCCACGAGCCCUCCAGCUUGCCCAUCACCGAGGAGCACGAGCGGCGCCCCGAGAGCGCGUACUCGCUCAGCAAGCUCGUCGGCGAGGUCCUCGCCGAGCAGUACGUGCGCUGGGACCCGGAGCUGAAGAUCGUGUCGCUGCGGUUCAGUAAUGUUAUGAGCCCCGUCGACUAUGCCGACUUCGAGGAGUGGCAGGACGACCCGGCCAAGAGGAGCUGGAACGCGUGGGGGUAUAUCGAUGCGCGGGACGGCGCGCAGGCUGUUGCGAAGAGUCUUGAGGCGUCGAAGACGGGUCAUCACCAGUAUCUUAUUGCUGCGUCUGAUACGUGCAUGCGGAUGAAGAAUGACGAGCUGGUCAAGGCUUCUUUCCCGAAUAUCAAGUAUACACCGACGUCGGGCCCAAGGGACUCAUUGUUGAGCAUUGACAAGGCGAAGAAGGAGUUGGGAUAUGAUCCCAAGUUUACGUGGGAGGGCCAGGUCAAGAAGCCGGCGGGUGCUGGUACAGCGGUUGGCGAUCAUGUCGCGUGA